This is a messenger RNA of Serendipita indica DSM 11827, 1875 nucleotides long. NCBI's taxonomy places the organism in Eukaryota, Fungi, Basidiomycota, Agaricomycetes, Sebacinales, Serendipitaceae. The record is from the annotation of a GenBank genome assembly.
AUGUCGGGCUCGCCGCCCGCCUCCGAAAUCCACGAAAAAUUCACUCCAACGCUUGAUGCGCAUCCGGGGUCUCAUGACUACACCUCAAGAGUAGCGCCGGCAUCAGGCGACGGCUCCAGACGAGAUCAAAAGGAAUUUGUCGACGAAAAAGAUGCAGCACACGCGUCGCCAUUAUCUGGGACAACCGUCGUAGACCCGGAAGAUAUUCAAAGAACUGUGGAGGGCGGAGAUGUUGCAAGCGCUGAAGAAGACGAUGGACGACCUACCUUGCAAGGGCGGCGGCUUUACAUGCUCAUUGGUGGAAUCGUGUUCUGCUCGAUGAUCAUCGCACUCGACCAGACUAUCGUCGCGCCGGCUCUGCCCAUCCUCAGCUCGCACUUUGACGCGCUCGCCCAGCUGCCCUGGGUUGUCAAUGCUUUUUUCCUCGCGCAAGCGACCAGCACCCUCACCUUUGGACAACUUUACACGAUAUCUCCACCAAAGCUGACGUUCCUCUCCACCAUCCUCAUCUUCGAGAUUGGCUCCGCCCUCUCGGCUGCCGCUCCCACUUUUGCCCUCCUCGUUUUUGGUCGUGCGAUUAGUGGGUUUGGUGCUGGUGGCUUUGUCGUGGGCAUGCAUACCAUUGUUGGCCAGGUCGUUCGCCUAGAGGAUCGAAGCUUGCAUUAUGCGAGUCUUGGUGCUGUAUUCACUAGCGCUAGCUUGUGCGGGCCUGCCUUGGGCGGCGCUUUUACAGAUCGUCUGACAUGGCGCUGGUGUUUCUGGAUCAACCUCCCUAUUGGUGCAAUUGGUGCCACAGCUGUAUACUUUGCUCUCCCGUCGUACCCUGUCCGACUCCCACUCAGUCUCCGACUAGAAGGGACACCUCAGCAGUCAAAUUGGCAAAGUUGGCUUAGUCGUCUACGCGCGGUUGACUGGAUAGGAAACGUUCUGAGUCUUGGUAUGACUACCUGUCUCACCUUGGCACUUCAGUGGGGCGGAGAUGUAUUCCGAUGGAAUAGUCCAACGAUGCUUGCAUUGCUCAUACUCUCUCCUACUCUCCUCGUCAUCUUCCUCGGAUGGGAGCUGUAUCUGUCCAAACACUAUAAUUCGGUCACGCCCUCGGCCCAACGGCGCUCGCACCCGAUGGUACCUCUCCACCUCUUGACGAACCGAACGGUCUGGGGCUCGGCACUCGCCGGGUUCUUCCAAAAUGUUCUCUUCGGGGUCACUCUCACGUAUCUUCCAUUACUCUAUCAAGUCUACGGCUACUCGCCAUUAAAAUCUGGCGUGGCGAUUUUGCCAUUUAUGAUUUCGAGCGUCGUUGCGCUUUCGAUUGCAGGCAUCCUGGUCAAACGUAUUGGAUAUUAUAAGAUUUUUGUCGUCUUGGGGCCAUGGCUCGCUGCAACGGGUGCUGGACCGUUGAUCAAGCAAAGACUAUUGGAUACACGUUGGUUACUCGGAUGGCAGAUUCUCAUGGGCACCGGCUUUGGCAUGGCGUUUCAAAAUACGAUAAUGGGCGUCCAAGCCGAGUUUACAAAUGAUCCUCAACUCAUCCCGCAAGCUACAUCUAUCGUCGGAUAUUUCCAACGGACUGGGCCAAUGAUCGGCGUUUCGAUUGCAGGCACCAUUUUCAUCAAUACGCUCACCUCUCGCUUACGGACACUCGCGGCGCAAGGCGUGCUCCCUGCCGCUUCUAUUGAUCGCAUUCGACAAUCCGUUACGGCAUUGUUCGAUACGACUCUUCUCGCGUCUGACGAAGUGCGACAGCAAGUCAAGGAUGCGUAUAUUGGGGCGGUGAGGACUUCGUUUGUCGUAGUCUUGCCCGCGUGUAUCGUCGCGGGAUUCGUUGCGUUUGGGAUUCGAAACCAUAAUGUUCGUACCAGGGGCCGGCGAUGA